AUGGCGAGUAAGUUCAACCACAGCGUCCACUUUGAGAAGCAAGGGAUGAUAGGAGCUGUGUUUGCUGUUGGGGACAGGAAGUGGAAGAGGUUCACCAUACAGAGUAAGAGAGAUGCCAUAGAGCUGUUGGUGAAGAUGAACAUGGCAAAGAAGCACUAUGACAGGAAAUGCCAGCAGGUUGCAUUCACCAAAUGGACAAAGCGUGUGGAAUUACACAAGAAGAAAAAGGCUGUUGCCAUGGAGAAACUCGAGAGACUUGUGAACGCUGGUCGCCUCAAGCGCAUCAUAGCUGCAUGGCGUAAUGUUGUGAAGGACUCAAAGAGGACAAAAGAGUACUUUAAGAGGUUGGAAAUGGAGCUCGGCAACAAAGUCCAAAAUAUCAGGGAAGGAUGUGACAGCCUCUCUGUGCUCCCUAACAACCUCUCACUAAAGAUCUUUAGGUAUUUAGAGUUGCGAGACUGGCUAAAAUGUGCUGAGGUGUGUUGCACGUGGAAAGAGAUCAUCCAGUCAGGCGCACUGUGGAGUCAGAUCAACUUCUCUGUAGAGAAAGACUGGAUAACAGAUGGCACAAUGAAGCAGAUUCUGCAGAACUACCGCCCAUUUGUCAUCCAUCUCAACCUGCGUGGCUGCACAUCCCUACAAUGGCCCAGCUUGAAAUGUAUCAGUGAAUGCAGAAAUCUCCAGGACCUCAAUUUGUCAGAGUGUUAUAAUGUUACAGAUGCGGUGGUCCAGAGGAUUGUCGAGGGCUGUCCCUGCCUGCUCUACUUGAACCUUUCUUGCACACUUAUAACAAACAAAACUCUAAGAGAACUGUCCAGAAACUGUGUCAACCUUCAGUACCUGAGUGUGGCCUACUGCUACAGAUUCACAGAUAAAGGGUUUAUGUACCUGACCACAGGGAAGGGCUGCCACAAUCUCAUCCACCUCAACCUGUCCGGCUGCACUCAGAUGACUGUAAAUGGGUUCAGAUACAUUUCUGCAGGAUGCCCUUCACUCAGGGAGAUUGUGAUCAAUGACAUGCCCACACUGUCAGACAGCUGUGUGUUGGCACUAAUUGCCAGAUGUCGCUGUCUGUCUGCCAUCUCUUUGCUGGAUGCUCCUCAUCUUUCCGAUGUUGCCUUAAAAGCCAUCGCUGAAGUCGCCAAGCUGAAGACUUUCAGGACAGAGGGUAACAACCAACUAACUGACGUCGGCUGGAAGGCCCUGUGCAGCAGCUCACAUGGCCUCUGCAGACUCCACGCUGCAGAAUGCUCCAGAAUGACAGAUGCCAGCCUUAAAUCCAUGGCCAACCUCAAGAACCUGCAGCACUUGGACAUCUCACUUUGUGACAAGGUGAGCGAUACUGGGAUCCAGUAUCUGACUGAAGGUUACUCAUCCGCCAAACUGAGAGAGCUGAAUGUCAGUUACUGCAGUCACAUCACUGACAUGUCUGUCAUGAGGAUCGCACAAAGGUUGUGUAAACUGUGCCAUCUUAACUUGAGUUAUUGUGAGAGACUGACUGAUAUGAGUCUGGAGUGGCUGAGUGGCAGCUCUAUCUGCUCCCUUGACAUCAGCGGUUGCAACAUCCAGGAUCAGGGGCUGGCGGCUUUUGAGGGAACAUGCUUGAGGAAGUUAGCACUGGCUGAGUGUGUCUGCGUCACAGAUAUUGGCAUAGAGAAGCUGUGCAAGAACGCGAGAGACCUGGAACAUGUUGACGUGUCUCACUGCGUCGCUCUGUCAGACCCGGCCAUCAGAGCGAUUUCAUUUUACUGUCGAGGUCUAAUCACACUGCGGAUGUCAGGUUGUCCCAAGAUGACAGACAUGGCAGUGCAGUAUCUGACAACUGGAUCUCCCUACCUGCGAGAACUUGAUGUGAGUGGCUGUGUUCUUCUCACAGAUCGCAGUCUCCGACACUUAGAGAGGAUCUGUCCUCCACUCUGCUCCAUCACCAUGGCCUGCUGCAGCAGCAUCUCCAAGGUGGCUGCCUUGAAGCUCCAGCCACGUGUAGAGCACUGGGAGCACAGCAACGAUGACCCUCCGUACUGGUUUGGAUACAACAUGGGCCAAGUAGUGUAUCCAAUCGCAAGACCCAUCAAGACUGAUGACACCUGUGAAGUACUGGAGCAUCACUCAGUGACGACAAGAGCAGCAAGUACAGAGAGGAUAUAAACAGAUCUAGUGAUACUGUAACAAAAAAAGAGCUUAAAGUAGUAAGAGCAGCAUUUUUGGGAUAUUAUUUAAAAACAUAUUAAAAGUAUUUCCUUUACCAAGACAUUUUGCAUGAUACACUUGACAUGACAAAGACUCACUUGUCUUGACAGAGACAUUCCACUGUUUCAGCUCCUCACUAACACUUUAUAUUUAAUCAGCUCCUGACAGUGGAUUGUUCUGUGCCGUUUCCUUCUGCAUAAAUUAGGGAUGCGCAGAUUAGGAAAUUCUGGGCCGAUGCCAAUACCAAUGUUUAAAGUAAAAAUUUGGCCAGUAGCUGAUAUUGUUUUGUUGUUGUUUUUUUUGUUUUUGUUGGUACUUAUUCCCUCUUUUGUGACAUGGAAAUAACAAUAUCUACAUCAUAAAAAAUAACAACUGUUUUAAAGUCAUUCAGACCUUCAUAACACUACCUUUAAAUGAGCACAAAUCCAAUCAAACACAUUUAUUUAACAACCUUUAAGAUAACCAUCUUUGACAUGAAAAACAUGUUUAUUAAAAAAAAUAACUGCUUAAAAAGUCUUUUAACUAGCCUAGUGGAUACAAGCAGCCGAAAUGAGUUUCCUCCAUGGGGUGGCUGGGCUCAGCCUUAGAGAUAGGGUAAGGAG
Molecule: messenger RNA, 2792 nt
Organism: Epinephelus lanceolatus (giant grouper)
Lineage: Eukaryota; Metazoa; Chordata; Actinopteri; Perciformes; Serranidae
Source: RefSeq, a predicted model, not a curated record